This is a messenger RNA of Pieris macdunnoughi, 336 nucleotides long. Lineage: Eukaryota; Metazoa; Arthropoda; Insecta; Lepidoptera; Pieridae. The record is from the annotation of a GenBank genome assembly.
AUGGUAGUGUUUUUCAGUAAAUCCGAGACGGAGUCUGGCGUUCCCGAAUGGGCCAUAGUCGAAGUGCAAGGGCUCAUACAAAUUAAGAAGGAUCAAUCUGGACCAACCGUUGUCGGGGAUUUGCAUUUCUUUAAUAGGAACAAACAUCCCGUACUAAUCUUAGGACAUCAUGUUUUGAACGGAAAAGAGAUGAAACUAGAACAGCCAAUGGCAGUUAUUGAAAAAAACGAAAUUAACGGCAAAGUGGAAUAUGCAGUCAAAGCUGUAGUUAAAAAGAAAUUAUUGUUUAAGUCGCGACCGAAACCUAUUAUAUCAAACGUUGCUGACAGAAUUUGA